Patiria miniata (bat star) is the source of this 2501-nucleotide messenger RNA. RefSeq lists its product as uncharacterized. The transcript is spliced from 3 exons. The record is from RefSeq and is a predicted model, not a curated record. NCBI's taxonomy places the organism in Eukaryota, Metazoa, Echinodermata, Asteroidea, Valvatida, Asterinidae. The coding region runs from base 131 to 1654 and encodes 507 amino acids.
UCGAGCUCCAGCCGCUAGCCGAGAAUUUCACCGAAGUUCUAGUUUGGAACUACCCCGUUUUUCUUCCUCUGAAAGGUACUAGAACAUUCUGCUUUGAAUAACAGUGAAGUACAAUGUUUGCGGUGGCAACAUGAAGUAUUGUGCAGUUCCUACUUGUGGAAACAGCUCUUACAUCAAUUACAGAGGAAAGUCCAACAGGUGCAGUGUUCACAGCUGCAAUUAUGGCACUGGACCCUGCAAGUGUGAACCUCCCCUGCGAUUCUUCCCAUUUCCCACCAAGAAGGAUCUCAAGGGUCGAGAGCGAUGGACGAAGCUGAUCAAUCGUAAAUACCCAAAUGGGGAGAGCUGGCAGCCAGACCCGGCUGGACGGAGCACUGUCUGCUCAGCCCACUUCCCAGAUGGACAACCCACCAAACAGAACGCAGACCCUAUCCUGAAACUGGGCUAUGAACCUCCCACCGACCUGAUCAGACGACCUCAACCAACGCCACAUAAAAAGAAGAAAACAAAGAGUGAGUUGAAACCAGUGGAAAGAUGGCCUGUUCCACUCCUGACAGUCGAGCCCCAGGUAGUGCUGGCAUGCCCGUAUUCCACAAGUCCACAUCUUCCAAUCACGAACACAAGUACAACGAUGACGGCUAUCAUCCCCCAAACCAAACCCAAGCCCCGCCCACCCAAGAGGCUAUGCAUUGCCUGUCAGAACAUCUCAGAAAGUGGCCAGCGGGUCGUAAGUAACAGAGGUCGGCUUGACCUGCAGGAGUGCUUGAAACAGUACCUCAAUCUUGAGGUGGAGCAAGGUUGGAUGUGUAUCAACUGCGUCAGGCAAGUCAAGACCAUCGUCAAGAAAGUCAACAUGUUUCGAAGUUCAGUGUUGGCUGGACAGUGCAAUAGAACAUAUAAGGUCUCACAUGUAGGGGAGGAGAAUGAAGCAGUCAUUACAGAGACGCAGUCUGACACAAGCAACAAGCAUCAGACUUCGACAUCGGUCUGUCAGUGUUCCAGAUUGCUAACAUCGAUGCUUUCUAAACAAAACGUCUGUGAACCGAUGGAAAAGACCAGAAUCAGAGUCAUCUUUCCCACACCAGCCGGAGCCGCUGCCACAGACUCAGAGAGCGAGUCAAAUGAAGGUCUUCAAGAUUCAUCAAGCUCUGAGGAGGACGAUUUUCUUGAACAUCCAAGAAACAAAAAGCGCCGUACAGUUUCCAACAAGAGUAAAAAGGUUGUUGCGAAGACAUCAAGGCAAGGUAACACAUCAUCAAGUGUGUCACUUGAAACGCAAUGUGAAAAUGUUGCUGAACAUGAUCAGCAACUGGUGAACCAAAAUGAGGAAGAUUGUGAAGUGCCAUUGAGCUCAGGUAACACAGUGCAACCCCCUGAUGCUCAGCUACGGGUCAUUUUGUCUGGGCAAGUUUCAAGUGCAUCAGAUUUGUUGCUGACUCCAGUGACUUCGUCAAGGUGCAUCCAGCCUGCACCAAUCACUAUCUGUGCCCAGCCUACAGUCAGUGAUUCAUCCACACCAAUCAGUAGCCCUGGGAUACCUGUAGCUAUCCCAGCAUCUGAUGAUCAAACCCAUUUUGUCUUCACCAAAACUCUGAAUGAGCUGGCUAAGUAUGUAGCUAAGAAACCGAUUCAGGAACAUGAUUAUGCACACUGACAGAGAAAGCACGAUCCAUCACCUUGAAUCAUUCACAUUUUUUUCAGAUGUAACGGGGACAGGGGAACAAAUGAACCCAACAUUGAUAGAAUGACCCAUUCAUGUAUGUGGAGUGUCCACUGAAAUAUGACUAAGGCUGAAUCGUAAAGCUCUGUAUUUCCUUAAGAAUUGCUUUCUUGUAAUUCGUGGAUCUAUUUAUUUAAAUUUAAAUCAUUUGAAAACAAGUAAUGUGAAUGUUGAGUUACGUAUAUUUUGAAAUUAGUGAAGAAAUAUUGUAGCAUUAUGUGCAAAUAUCACUGUGGUUUCAGCUAGUGCUCAAUAUUGAAGCUUACUUUUGAGUUGUGGGAAAUUUAACAAAAAUCUAAAAUUCAAACACUACUUUAAGGGCGUUACACGUACUGUAUGUGUUAUUUUUCAAAAGCAGAUUUACAUGCAAACGUGUACUUUUUCAGUGUUAAAAAGAAUUUGUAAUCACAAUAGAGCGCCGUUGUUUUGUUUGUUUAUUUUUAUGAAAGUUUAUCAUUACGUAUUUCAGUGAUGCAAAUGUAGUUCACAUCCUGAGAUAUCAGAAGAUGAAUUUAUUGAAACAAAAUUUUGAAAAAAUGUAAUUGCCAACCUUAAGAUACAGAUUGUGCAUUGUAGAUCAUAUAGUCGUCGGAAGCUGAUAUUUUAUCCUAGUAUUUUUUUUUAUUGUGAGGCAGGGUGAGUAUGGUUUCUAUACGGUUACAAUCACACAUAGAAAGUUGUUGGAUGUCUAGAUUUAAUGUCAAAGAGUAAAGAAAUAUAUGUACAUGUAUGCCAGCAAAAACAAUUGUCUUAUGAAUAAAAACACUCUGGGAAAAGUGAA